AUGAACCACUAGCAUAUUAGUAAAAUUUAAAGGACUUCUCUUAGUUUAGAUGAGUUAAAGUUAAGAUAACUCUACGAGCCAGAGAGGACAAUUUACAAGACUGAGAAGUUAUCCAUUUCUGAUAUUGAAUAGGUUUGGCAGAGACGUGAUAGAUUAGAAAGGUUUUAAAAAAAAUAAACAAUCGAGUAGUUACUCAAAGUAGAUUAAGUUAAUGAUGAAAAAGCAUAAGCACUUAAAGAAGUCAUAUAGAAAAAAAAUUUGGAGAGCUUGUCUCUUGAAUAAAAUUCUCCAGAAACAUAUAUAGCAAAUAUAAUAAAAUUUAUAGAGACAUAUUUGCCUAGCCAUAAUUAUACUACUCAUUUCUUAAAGGGAUAAAACAAAUACAUGAAAUCCUUUUCUGAAGACAGCAAAUAAAUAUUUUGGAAUCCGUGUAAAGCUCAUCAUGAGACAAAAAAAAGAAUUAUGUGCGUACUACCGACUUUGAGGCAUCUUUACGAGUCCUGUGGAGUUGAAAUAUAUAAAGAAACUAUUUAAGAAAUGAUUGUUUUAUUUUAUUAAAUUUACAAUUCCAGCGAUAUUGACCUUUAUCUCUCUGCUUUUGAAGACAAUUUUUUGUAUAAAAACGUUUUGAAGCUACUUGAUAUUAUAGCAGCUUAGGAAAAAAUUGUUAAAAAAAAAGAGAAUGUUGCAACUGAGAAAAAGGAAGAAGGAACAUCUCAUCAAAGUACUAAAACUAAGUAGCUUCUUGUUGCUCCCUCUAAAAAAAAAGUAGUUAAAAUUCUCAUAACAGAUGAGCCAUCUUAUGUAAAACUUAUUGGAAAAGAAAUUAAAUUAUUCAAGUACAGCUUGUUCCCAAUGGUACACUACUUAUAAGUAGCAAGAGUUAAUUAUGAAAGUCAUACACAAGAAUAAUAAGAAAUUGUAAAAAACCAUGCUUAAUUGAUUAGGCUAUUUGGAUUCAAUAUUCAACAUUUAGAAAACUAAACAACUGCUGCUGACUAAAAAGUACAUAAAUUAGAGAAAUGGAAAAUUAAGAAAUGGUGCAAACAUGUUUUAAAUCAUUUAAGCAAUUAAUUGGGACUUCUUGAUAAAGAAAAGUUAACUUUAAAAUGUAGACUUUGUGAUUCUAAAAUAGAUGUUUCUGAAGCAAAACCUCAUUCUGAAAUUUGUCUGAAAAAUUCUUAAACAAAGAAAAAAAUAUUGGCUAUGGAUUAAGAGUUGGUACAUUUAAUUAAUGAGUCUGUUAAACUCAGAAAUUAGUAUCGUAAAGACAUGAAUUUAAUGAUAGUUAAGCAGGCAAGGUAAAUAAGAAAUGCAUAAAAGGAAGAUGGUUUAGAUAAAUUUGGGGAAGACUAAUCUCCUACUAAUAAUAGUUAACACACUCUAGCUAAACCUACAACUAGCAGUAGGAGAUUAAGACCUAUGCUCUCCAUGUGCUCUUCAGAUCAAGUUUAUAAAGAGGAUGAAAACACAAAUAAUGAGGCUAUAUCAAAUCACUCCCUUAGCGUAGUUGAUGAAGAUAGCUUGUCAAAUUCUAGCUAAAGUAGAAUUGGCCAUAAUAUAUCUCCUUCUAUUCGUAUUGAGAGAAAGUCUGGAAGACGUAUUGGAACAUAAAUACAUAGUGAAAAGAUUCCUUCUAUAUCAAAUAUACCUAAGAAAAUAGUUGAAUUAGAUGAAUAAAAAUUAGAACAAUUCAAGAAAAAUGGUGAUGUCUUAAAAGAAUUGAUUACUUAUGGAGAGAAGGUCAUUAAUGCAAACGAAUAAACUUUAGAUAUUAGAAAUGAAAUUUAGCUUAAAUAAAUGAUUGAAUCUUUAAAGGGGUCUUUCACAUCAGAAGAUGAUCAGAUUAUGAGCUAAUUAAUUAAUAAAUUUGAGUUACAUUUAUAAGAAAGAAUAGAAAUCACUAAGAAGGCUUAAAAGUAUGAUUAAAACUUAAGAGAUACUAGCUCUUCUAACACAAAUGUAAACUCUAGUGCUUAAGCUCAAAAUAAAAAAAAUAUGUUGACUGGUAUUUCUGGUUCUGUUAAAGUUAAGAAUUUUAAAUUUGGUACGACUUCUUUGAAUAAGCCAAAGAGCGGGUUUAAUACUCCUACUGCUUAAUAAGCUACUGCAAAUAGUGAAAGUGAUGCUUAAUAGCCUUAACAAGAUUCACAGUCCCAGUCACAGGAAGCUGCUGCAGUUGCCUCGCCUAAACCAGAAGAGAAAAAAGAGGAACCGAAGAAAAAAAUGAUGGUAUUUGGUUCAAAUGCAAAUAAAAAAUUGUAAGAAAAAUAAGCUGCUAAAAAAACAUAGUCAGGCAUUAUAGAACCAAGUGAACUACAGUAGUAAGCAACAUCAUCAAUGAGUAAUAGUUUGAAUAGUGCACAAGGAACAAGUGCAUCAAUAAAUGCUUCAUUGGAUUCCCUUCAAGCAAAUCUUUCAACCAGUGAAAGCAUAAAUAUUCCAGCAUAAAAUUCUUAAAAUAAUACUCCUACUGCAUAGAGUGAUUAAAAUAAAACUGCUCAGCCUAAUUCAACAUCUGAAAAUAGUGCUCCAAAAUAAGAAGCACCUAAGAAGUUUAAUAUAAUUAGCUCUAAGCUGAAGCAAAAUCUAACUAUGAAAAAUCAAACUAAGCAAGAAACUGUCUCCUAAUCAUUAGAUAAACCUUAGUCCUCAGUAGCUCAAUCAACAACUCAAAGUUAGCCAUAAACAGCUGCAUAGACUCCACCAUAAGCAUAAACAUAGACUCCGUAAACCUAAGUCAUUAAAGAACCUGAAUAAAAUGGAGUAAAUAAAUAGAAGGUAGAAGAAAAUAAUCCUUUGAAAUCUGAAACAAAGUAAACUGAAGAAGAAAAUAAAAUAGAAUAAAACACCGCUAAAAAAGAAUAAGCUCUAGAAAAGGAAACAUAAAAUGAUCUACCUAAGCAAGAGGAAGAAGUUAAUAGCAAUUCUGAAAAAAUGAUAAAAGAAGAAGGCGAAAUUAAAAGCAAAGACAGUAAUGCAAAAAGAAAACUCUUUAAAAGAAACGCAUCUAAUAUUAUGGAGGAAGACGAAGAUUUAGAAGAUGAAGAUAGUGAAAGUUCUGUAAGUUCUGUAAGCAAAUCUUUUUCUAAAAAGUCUUUGGAAAAUGUUGAGGCUAUUUAGGAAGAUGAAAAUGAAAAUGUAGAUUCUCCUUAAUUAAAUGUACAAAAGAGAGAGUUUCCUAAAGCCAAAAUAGAGGAUAGAAGGCAAUCUGCAUUCGCUAAAGUCCUUGGAUCAACUCCCAUGCCUCCUAGAAAAUUAGAUUAAAGUCCAAGCCAAUAAGAUAAGCUAAACCAAUUUAAGUACUAUUAAAGUAUGAAAAGAAAGAGUGAAGGAGAUAGCCCAUAAACAUAAUAAACACCAUAAAUACAAUCAAGCGAUAAAUUAGAUUUGAAGUCGUUAGCAAGUAUUAAAAGUCUAUAAACAGAUUCAAAUAGUUCAUUAGACGAAUUGUAAGCAUAGCCUUAGUAAAUUUAAGAAUCUAAAAACAAAUAAUAAGCUGAGUAAGAUAUACCAACUGACAUAGAUGAAAAUGAUCCAGUUGCAAAACUUGCCUUAAAGAUUAUGAAAAAUAACUCUUCUCUUUCUGAGAUUCCUUCUGAGAAUAUGUUGGGAGAAUAAAAUUCUUAGAUUAUUCCUGAAGAAAGUGAGAGUGGCAGCUCUGUUUAAUUUAGUGAGAGCACAAUUGGAAAGAUCAGUGAGUCAAAUUUACCAUCAGAUUCCUAGCUUUUAAUCAUAAACAAUUUAAUGACUUUAUCAAACACUCCUUAAAGUUCAUAGAUUUUUUAAGAUUCUUAAUAAGCACAGACUUUGUCUCCUCCAAAAGACGCAAGUAAAUCUAAGUAAAUAAAAUUAUCAUUACAAAGCCUAGAAAAAUUUUUACCUGCAAAUGAUUAAAAUGAUGCUUUGAAAGAGAAUUAAAAUAGUAAUAAUAAUAGUGGAAAUAAUUAAGAUAAUUAAGAGAAAGAAUAAUUAUAAUCAAAUACAUGUAAAGAUUAAAAUAAAGACUAAGAUCAUCUCUCUACAUAAGAAGAUUCACCAACAGAAAAAGGAGGUGAUAAAAAUGAUGAAUAGCAGUAAAAGAGUAGAUUCUUUAAGGAAUCUAAAAGCUUGAAAAUCGAUGAGGAAAAUGAAAACAAAGAAUUAAGUUCUAAAGAUUACGACAACAUCUUAGCUGAAGAUUUAGAGUCAUUAUCUAAAAAUGAUAAAUAAAAUGAUUUAGACUUUGCUCGUUUCGAGGAUUCAAAGAAUCUUAUUGACAGUAAAAUAUCAAGUGAUAGCUUUGAUAAUGAUUUAAAUAAAGAACAGUAAACUGAUAAGAAAAACAUGAAGUACUUCAGUUCGAGUUCAGAUAGUGAUGAUAGUGAAGCAGACUAAAUGAUAGCUUCACUUUUAAACGAAAGUGCUUUAGGUUCAGGAAGCGAUUCUGAUGAUUCCGAUAAACCUGCAUUCAUGAAAAUAAUUAAAGACAAAGAGCAAAUAAAAUUACUUGAGAGUUAAAAGAGUAGAUUUUCAUUUAUUACACCCUAAAUGAUUUCUGACGAUUCUGAAGAUUAAGGAUAUGAGUCAAAAAUUUUAACAGAAUAAGCAAAUAAUUUGUAAAACUCUAAUAAUUAAGACUAACAGUAGGCAUCUACAAAUCACAAACCAUCAAACGAUAAUUAGAUUAGUGAGCCUAUUAAAGAAAAUAAUGUUAAAGAAGAAGAAGAUAACAACGAGGAAGAAGAGCAAAGCAAUCAAAAUGGCGCUCCUAAUAAUGAAGAGUAGUAAGUUGUCAAAAAAUACAGCAAUAUACCCUCAGUCUACACAAAUUAUCCUGAUAUGCCUGACUUUUCACAAUACAAUAUUAUUACUGAAAAAGGUUUCAAUAGUGAUUCUGAAUUUGUUAAAUUGGAUACACAAAAGAAGAAAGAUCAAAUGACAGUAGGCUUCAAAGAUUUUGAGUUCAUAAAAAUGCUAGGAAAGGGUGCUUACGGAGGAGUCUACCUAGUUAAAAAGAAAAAUACAAAUGAUUUAUUUGCUAUGAAAGUUAUUGAUUGCUCUGGCAAAUUGGAUAAAAAAUAUUUGGAAACACUUUAAUCUGAAAAAAAUGUUUUCGAAGUUAUCACUGGAGACUGGGUAGUAAAGGCUUUUUACUCAUUUGUGCAUGAAAAUUAUCUCUGCUUUGUUCUUGAAUACAUGAUGGGUGGUGAUUUCAAUAAAAUUUUAAGUUUAUAUACUGCUCUCGAUUAAUGGAUUGUAGAAAUAUAUAUUGCAGAGCUAGUUCUUGCUAUUGAAUAUCUGCACUCUAUGGAUAUUGUUCAUAGAGAUCUAAAGCCAGAUAAUAUGCUUAUAGACACCACAGGUCAUUUAAAGUUAGCUGAUUUUGGUCUAUCAGAAGUAGGUUUUAAAACUAAACUUAAUAAACAUAUUAAUAAAACCGAUGAAGAUCCUAGCUAAUAAGGAGCUGGAGAGUUGGUUGGAAUUAAUAUCGAUGAGGCAAAUAAAGAAAAUGAGUUUAAAAUAGAAAUUUAGGUAGAAGGUAUGAUCAAUAACGAAAAAGAAUAAUAAAAAAGAAUUGUUGGUACUCCAGAUUACAUAGCUCCUGAAAUUAUCACAGGAGAGUCAACAAACAAUAAAUCCCUUGAUUGGUGGAGCAUGGGAGUAAUUAUGUAUGAGUUCUUGGUAGGAUUGCCUCCCUUCAAUGCAGACAGCGUUGAAGAAAUAUUUGAUAACAUUAAAAAUUUAAGAAUGGAAUGGCCUGAAAUAGGUGAUAUUAAUGAUGGUGAUAAAAUAUCUCCUGAAGCUUAUGAUUUGAUUAAGAGAUUGUUAAAUCCUAAUUACAAAGAGAGACUAGGAGCUAAAGGUGUAAAGGAAAUUAAAGAGCAUGCAUUCUUCUAAAAUAUUAAAUGGAAUAAAUUGAGAAGCUAAAGACCUCCCAUCUAGCCCAAGAGCAAGCAGACAUAAGAAGCUAAAGAAAAGAGAGAAAAAGAUAAAGAAUAGAUGCAAUAAUUCUUAAACUCUUUAAAUAUCAAGCAAGGAAUGAGAAAAACUGAUGACGUUAGCAAAAAAUUAUAAGAAGGAUUGAAGGCACUCGAAAGACCUGAUUUAGUUGCUGAAUAAAACAUUUAAGAAGCUAAUCAAAUGAUAGAGGAUAAAAAUUACAAAAAAAUGCAGUUAUAAAAGAAAAUAGAUCAAGUCAAAAAGCUUCAAUAAAAGCUGGAGGAUGAAUUAUAGUCAUUUGCUCCUGUUAAGGUGUUAGACGAUUUUUCUACUUGA
Messenger RNA from Tetrahymena thermophila SB210, 6258 nucleotides. Its product is annotated as Serine/Threonine kinase domain protein. Lineage: Eukaryota; Ciliophora; Oligohymenophorea; Hymenostomatida; Tetrahymenidae. The transcript has 15 exons. Gene Ontology annotation, molecular function: protein kinase activity; ATP binding. The record is from RefSeq and is a predicted model, not a curated record. Gene Ontology annotation, biological process: protein phosphorylation.